Scophthalmus maximus (turbot) is the source of this 6931-nucleotide messenger RNA. RefSeq names its product CREB regulated transcription coactivator 1b (gene crtc1b). Gene Ontology annotation, biological process: protein homotetramerization; positive regulation of transcription by RNA polymerase II. Bases 816 to 2513 code for a protein of 565 amino acids. The record is from RefSeq and is a predicted model, not a curated record. Gene Ontology annotation, molecular function: cAMP response element binding protein binding. Gene Ontology annotation, cellular component: nucleus; cytoplasm. NCBI's taxonomy places the organism in Eukaryota, Metazoa, Chordata, Actinopteri, Pleuronectiformes, Scophthalmidae. The transcript is spliced from 14 exons.
AGCCCUAGUGGUAAACAUCAGGGUUGCAGUGUUAUUCCAUUUUUUUUAUGAGUGUAUAAAAUGUUAGAAAAUUGCGAAUAGCCUGUUAUAUUUCUUUCCACAGUCCGACACGAUGUCUUCAAAUAUCUGGUUUUGUCCCAACAACAGUCCAAAACACAAAGAUAUUCCGUUUACUGUGAUGUGUGACAAAUUAAAAACAUUGUCUUUUGCCACAGAAAAAAAGGGACUGAUACAAUUAUUGGGUUAUCAAAAUGGCUACCAAUGAAUUCCUGUCUAAUGUUCAAGCUGGAUUAUAGAUCAACCUGAUGAUUAUCAUCCCGAGCAAUUUAGUGAAUUUAGAGCUGAAACCAUUAGUUGUUCAGACAAUUAUUCCACUCAUAGGGAGUAAUUAUUAUCAUUUUUUUUUUUACCAUUAAAUGAUAAUUGAAACAAUUUACAUGCUAUUAAGCCAAACUUUUUUUUGCAUUGGUUCCAUCUUAAGUGAAUAACCGGGACUACAAGCAAUUGUUUCAGCUUAAUUUACCACAAAAGAUGGAUCAUGUUGUUACCAGGAAAUGUUUGGGCCAAUUGUCGUCGGCCCUGUUGCUGGAAAUGAUGCCCGCUAACCACGCACUGCUUCUGUGUCAAGCUGAGCUGUACUGUCAUUUGCUGCAUGGAGAAGAAUUCAAUUAACUUCUCAGAUUUGUGGUGUCUGCCAGAUUUUCUUUGUGUCGUCAUCCGAACAUCAAUCCAUUGCAUCCGUUCAGAUCAACCCCACCGCAGUUCAUCCUUGGCACAGGAGGCCUUCCAUCACAGUGUUUUUUGUAACAGCAUACAUGACUUUUUUGCAGUUACAGAAGACCCAGUAUUUGCAACUAGGGCAGAAUCGUGGACAGUACUAUGGAGGCUCACUGCCCAAUGUCAAUCAGAUUGGAAAUGGCAACAUUGACCUGCCUUUUCAGAACUCGGUGCUGGAUACCAGCCGGACAACCAGGCACCAUGGGCUGGUGGAGCGGGUUUACCGCGACCGGAACCGCAUCACAUCUCCUCACCGCCGGCCGCUGUCAGUCGACAAACAUGGACGCCAAAUUGACAGCUGUCCUUACAGCUCAGUUUACCUCUCCCCGCCGCCAGACACUAGCUGGAGAAGGACAAAUUCGGACUCUGCCUUACACCAGAGCGCCAUGAAUCCGAAGCCCCAGGAGGUGUUUGCAGGGGGAUCACAGGAGCUGCAGCCUAAACGAGUACUGCUGCUAACAGUGCCUGGGAUGGAGGACUCAGAAUCGGAUGCAGAUAAGGAUGCGCAGGAUCAAAUGUGGAAUGAUAAGGAUGACGUAUCAAACCCCAACACGUGCGAUGUCCCGGGAAUCAAUAUAUUCCCAUCACCAGACCAGGAAUUAAAUCCGUCCGUGCUCCCAGCUGCACACAACACUGGCGGUUCGCUGCCUGAUCUGACCAACAUGCAGUUCCCUCCUCCGCUGUCCACCCCGCUGGACCCCGAGGACACUGUGGCCUUCCCCUCCCUCAGCUCGUCCAACAGCACGGGCAGCCUGACCACCAACCUCACCCACCUGGGCAUCAGCGUUGCCAGCCACGGUAUUCCCACCUCCUCUCAGCCCACCAUGACUGUAACGGCACAGCGCCGGCAACCUCCUGUGGUGCCGCUCACCCUCACCUCUGACCUCCACCUCCAACAGUCGCCACAACAGUUCUCACCCACCCUGUCUUCACCUGUCAACAUCACACAGGCCGAAUCGUUGACGCUGGAGCAGCAGCUUUCCCAGUACCCGCUGUUCAGCCAGUUGACGGCUCAGGCCCAGGCCCAGCUGCUCAGUGACCUGCAGAAGCAGCAGCAAGCCCUGUCGCAGGGCAUCCAGCUCAUCAGUUUCCCAACUCCAGCCUCCACUGGAACAGCCAGCAGCCCCUCCCCAGACAGCCAGAGCCAGACGACCGCCAGCAUCAGCAUCAGCUCGUAUCGCAAUCAGACUGGCUCACCAGCCACUCAGUCUCCAACCUCCCCAGUCUCCAAUCAAGGCUUCUCCCCCGGCGGCUCGCCUCAACACAUCCCUGUGGUGGGCAGCAUAUUUGGCGACUCCUUCUAUGAUCAGCAGUUGGCAUCGAGGCAGACCAAUGCACUUUCUCACCAGCUGGAGCAGUUCAACAUGAUCGAGAACCCCAUCAGCUCCACCAGCCUUUACAACCAGUGCUCCACCCUCAACUACACGCAGGCGGCCAUGAUGGGCCUCACUGGGAGCAGCCUACAGGACUCUCAGCAGCUCGGCUACAGUAGCCACGGCAACAUCCCCAACAUCAUCCUUACAGUCACAGGUGAGUCUCCUCCGAGUCUCUCCAAAGAGCUGACCAACUCUCUGGCCGGUGUCGGCGACGUCAGCUUCGACGCAGACUCUCAGUUUCCUCUGGACGAGCUGAAGAUCGACCCGCUCACCCUGGACGGCCUGCACAUGCUCAACGACCCCGACAUGGUGCUCGCCGACCCCGCCACCGAGGACACGUUCAGGAUGGACAGGCUGUGACAUUAGAGGAUGGCUGUGGCCAAAAAGGAAACAAAAGAAAAGAAAAUCACUCCUAACUUGUGAACGGAGAGAAUCAAAGGGCAGGAAGAAACCUCUCCCUCGUUGCAUGGCUGUCCGGCUGUCCGACCUCGCCCCUUAUCUCCGUGAAGUCCUUUUGAAACGACGCGCCAACAAAAGACAGCAGGGAACAAGACGUCCAGUGGCUUGCUGGGGAACGGCCUCGCUGUCCAUUUGAAUGAGCUCGGUCACUCAGCGCUUUCGCUAGCCUGCUGUGUUUACAGUGUACCAUUACAUGCCACUUAUAUUCCAAAAAACGCACAUUUGACAAUUUUUUUUUCUCCCCCCUUGUCAUAUCCAGUUUAUGUUUUGUUUUUGUUUAUAUUUGCUCGUAGCAGGAAGCUGCUCGGACAUUGGGCAAAACUGUUUCCCGUUAUAACGACAAAAACAGAAGAAGAAACAUCCCACAUCCGGUUUGCUUGUACCUGGCGAUCAGGUAAAUUGGUUUUGCCAUCAUGCUGUAACGGCUUUCUAUUUCACACUCAAAGCUUUAUUUUUUGACAACCAAAAGUUAUUUUCAUCAUGUAGUAUAUGUUUUGAUGCUUUGUGUAUUUAUAUGUUCUAUUUAUUUAUUUGGUUAAAGAUUUUUUAUAUUCUAUUUCAUAAUUUAAAUUUGAUGCCAAAAUGCUCUCUGUAAGCAUAGUGUACUAUUGCACUGAUGUGAUUUAUGUCUAUUUAUUUAUUACUAACAUAUUUAUAUAUGUGUUUGUUUAAGCUACUUGGUUUAAUGAAGGAGUGCAAAACCUCCCCAUAGUUGCUCUUUGGUGUUCGAUGUGCCAUUCUCAGAUGUAGGGACAUGGUAGACGAUGCCGUUGCUGCAAACAAACGGUCAAAUUCCAAAAAAUGGGUUCGUUUUCACACCACUUAAGAAAAUACUUUUUUUUUUCUGAGAAAACAAUCAGGUAUUUCUAUUCAACUAGAAAGCAAGAAAAAACGCGUCCAAAUUGAUUUUCUGCCAGUGAAAAGCCAACGCGCACUCAGACCGACGCCGUCUGUCUGUGAACAAGAGAACACUAAAAUGUCAAAUCUUUUUAAGUCGCCACUGUGAAAUCACCUGAUUUUGCCUUACAUGAGUGUUCCACUGUUCUACUUAAGUGUCUGACGUGACAACGUAUUUUCGUAACUUAUUGUAAAAAAAAAAAAAAUCUUGUAUUUGAGAAGGAACUUUAACUUUUGAUCGGUGAUACUUGUGGUUAUGUUGUGUAAGGUUUUGACAAAUCAUUGUACUGUAUUUUGUAGCGGUACAGUUUAUAGCCAAAUUGUCAAUGUUUUUUAAAGUGAGGGAAAAACAAAACUUUGAAAAAAAGGAAACUAAAAAACGUCACAGGAUGGGUUUAAAGUAUUUGAGAAGCGGUGCAAUUAUGGGAAGGCUUUUCGCUCCUUGACGGGGAAGCUCUAACAAAAACGCUGCUGACCUUCGCCACAGGGGUCAUCGAUAGCAAAAGUACUAAUACAGCGCAUUAGAGAUUUUACUGGUGGAUUGUGGGAUAUUUAACAGUAUCAAUCAAAGCCCUCAAAUGGUCGGACCUGUAAGAUGCAAUCUUGCAGUUUCAGAGUUUUAUGAAUAUAAGGAUAUUUUUAUUAUAUUUAGUAAACAUAAUGGAGUACAUAAAGGCUAAAGAGAGGUUCAUUUUAAGAAAGAAUAUGAGCAUAUUUAUAUAUUUAAAGUACUUUAUGCAAUUGUCUGCCAGCGACAAGAUCGGCCUCAUUCUAUUCAGGGUUGUAAACAACUCAAAACGGUCACAACGACAACAGAGGAUGUGGUAGAGACUUAAAUUGUUGCUUCAAGUGUUCACACACACAAGUUCCAUCUGAAACGGUUUAUACUCUCAUCACCUCUUAACUACAUCCAUGACACACAAGUCUCUUCUGCCAAAAAUGUGUCCAAAACCAAUUGUUUCAAAUUGAAUCGUUCACGCCAGAUUUCAGUGUGCGUCGGCCUUUUGUCAGAGUUUCCCUGAGAAGUCGUGUGUGUGUGUGUGGGCCUGUGGGAUCAUGUUUGGUAUAUUGUAAUGUUUUGUGUACAGACGUGCUGAACAUUUACUCACCUGAAGCGCUGUUGGGAAGCGUUCCCAACCUCUCUCUCCUCCUCCUCCUCCUCCUCCUCCACCCUCUUCCCAGAAAAGGAAUCACGUUUGGUUUUCACUACACACCUCUAAAGUUGUACAACUAAGUUUGAGUCAGGGUGUUUCCUUGUCUGCUGUACUCCUCCCAUCAAAGGUUUUGUUUGCCUUCAACAGAUCUGUGAUUCCUAUGCAAAUGAGACACACAAAAAAGAAGAAAAAAAAUCUGCGUCAUUAUGUUUUAUGGUUUAACACUCUCCAGGAGCUGAGCUGGAUUCAUACUUCUGAAAUGGUUUGGUGAUGGAGACACAGAGGCUUUGGUCCAUCUCAAGAAUGUACCUUACACAUUAGAGCUGCAGCUUGUUUUCUCUCUGACGCGGUGCCACGGCGGUAGGAAUUGUUGAUAUCGAGGACAACAAGGUGAAACCUUGGAAGAAAGAUUCAGUAAUGUUUGGAAAUACCUUUUUAUUGUGAUCCAGAGAAGCCGUUUCCAACUGUUAACUCUCUCCGUCGUCGUCGUCGUGCACUAUAAGGAAAACCUGGAAGACGGAGCAGUAUUUUGUGAUAUCUCUGUUUUAUCUAAAUUGUUACUUGUUUGCUCACCGAAGGAUUUCAAGGGCUCUGUAGACUUUGAAAUGAUGACUUUCACCAAACGAUGACUUCACGGCUCAGUUCUCGUGUCUUCUCUUCUUCGGCCGCUGGGACAAAUGUGUGUUUUGAGAUGAAGCUGCAGCUCCUUUGUUUAUCUGAAGUUAAUUAUUAAAAAAAAAGACGCAGACUCGAUUAGUCGGAGGAGACGACGCGUAAUGAAUCGCAGGAUGAGAAGUUUUACAGUGGUGCUAUGACAAUCAAAUCUCUGUACCGGAGAACUAUAAAUCCAGCUUUACUCACCUGGCCAGCGAAUCACUCACCUGGCCUUUUCUGUCUCAUCACUGGUUGAUAAGCCCCUACGUGUUUCACUAUCCCCCUCCACCUGAACACAUUCUGCAUCUUUACCUCUUCUACAGGUUCCUCUGUGUGACUGUUCAGCAUCAAUGCAAAAAAAAUAAAUAAAAAAAAAAUAGCUGUUUGAGAAAAGAAGAAUCCUUUCUCUCUGAUCGUAAAGAGACGAAGGCCAAACUUGAAACUACGCUUAAUAUUUCCGAUCGAUUAAAAAAAACAUGUUACUGUAGCUGCUGAAAAUAUCACUUUAACAGAAGCAGAUUAUCUUUUGUCUGAAGUCCCCCCCCCACCCCCCCCCUCAAAGGUUUUUAUUCCCAAAACAGAAAAAUGUGACUGUUGCAUCGUCAACCAUGCCGGUGCUCUGAGCUUCUCCCGUCAUCCCUGUUCUCUCAUCCUGCCGAUAUAACAGUCGCUCACGCCGACCUUGUACAUAAACGCUGCAGCCGAAACUAAAUGCAUGACUAUACCGACGGUCAAGGCCUCUGAGCCAAGAGCGGCCUCUGCUGCUCCGCAGGUUGGAUUUGUGCAACGUGGCGACGCCGUCACAAAGUCUGAAGGGAUGCAUGUGUGGGGCUUUUCCUCUCCUCCAACUCUGUAUCAUGGUACUUUCACGAAUGAUGAAAAGAAUGUAUUCUCCGUGGCAGUGUCCUCGUUGCAGCCUGUUGCCGAACGACUCGACCUCUCAGAGUUCUUCGUCCCUGGCGACUUCUCUCUCUCUCUCUCUCUCUCUCUCUCUCUCUCUCUCUGUCUCUCUCUCUGUCCAGUCUUCACUUGCUUGUUCAACUCUCUCUCUCCCCACUGUAGCAUCUCACUGUACUAAAGGAGCUCGCUGUCGAUCCCGGCUCCUCCUCCUCCUCCUCCUCCUCCUCCUCCUCCUCACUACCUUUUGACUUUCUUGGGAAAAAAUGGAAGCAGAUGGCAGAGGCACGGGCACUGGUCGUUCGCAUAAACGUUGACUUGAAUAUUCUGACGCUUCUUGCAUCACGCUGUCAACUGCAUGACAUGAUAGACCCAUUGAGCUGAUUCCUCAUCCCGUGUACAGGCCUCGGAUCUCGCCGUGCCGAGUGUGUCCUAUGACAUCAGAUUAAUUUGUUUUAUGUUGUUGCCUAUCAUGUCAGGUUGUGGACUGGGUAAAGUGUAAUUCUGUGUUUUUGUUUUCUUCCCUUUCUAUUUCUGUGCAAUGGUUUGUCCACUAGUUGCUUGGCACUUUAUUUGUGGCUUCCUGGCUCCUGAGCAGGGACUGUUCUGCCCGAUGUGAAUGCUGACUCUUUCACUAUACAGAUGUAAAUUCAUCCGGAGAUAUUUUUCAUGUCAAAGAAGAAAAGAUGAAUUCUCUAUUUUCCUUUGUAAACUAUA